Molecule: messenger RNA, 693 nt
Organism: Arabidopsis lyrata subsp. lyrata
Lineage: Eukaryota; Viridiplantae; Streptophyta; Magnoliopsida; Brassicales; Brassicaceae
Product: 17.6 kDa class I heat shock protein 3-like
Exons: 1
Coding region: 72-530 (152 amino acids)
Biological process (GO): protein complex oligomerization; response to salt stress; protein folding
Source: RefSeq, a predicted model, not a curated record
UGUUUGAAUCAACAAAGAACAAAGAGUUCAUAGCGAAGCAAAACUCAAAGCAGAGUAAAGGAAGUGAAGAAAUGUCUCUAAUUCCGAGCAUUUUUGGAGGUCGACGAACGAAUGUGUUUGAUCCAUUUUCACUUGACGUAUGGGAUCCAUUCCAAGGAUUGGCAAACACACCGGCUAAGGACGACGUGGCAGCGUUCACAAACGCUAAAGUAGAUUGGAGGGAGACACCUGAGGCGCACGUGUUCAAGGCAGACUUACCGGGGCUGAAGAAGGAAGAGGUGAAGGUGGAGGUUGAAGAUGGCAAUAUUUUACAGAUAAGUGGAGAGAGGAGCAGUGAGAAUGAAGAGAAGAAUGACAAGUGGCACCGUGUAGAGAGGUCGAGUGGGAAGUUCAUGAGGAGGUUUAGGUUGCCGGAGAAUGCGAAGAUGGAGGAAGCGAAGGCCACUAUGGAGGAUGGUGUCUUGUCAGUUACGGUGCCGAAAGUGCCAGAGAAGAAGCCUGAGGUCAAGUCCAUUGAUAUCUCUGGUUGAGGAAACUUUAAAGUUUGGAAAUUGGAAACAAAAUGUGUGAUGUGUGAGAUAAUUAAAUGGUGCGAUUUUUCUUUUCUUUCCUUUCUUUUUUCCUUGUAAUCAUGAAUCUCGUUGUACCAAUACCUUAAUAAUAAAGUGUUUGAAAUAUAGAUGCUUCCAUUGA